This is a messenger RNA of Chara braunii, 778 nucleotides long. NCBI's taxonomy places the organism in Eukaryota, Viridiplantae, Streptophyta, Charophyceae, Charales, Characeae. The record is from the annotation of a GenBank genome assembly.
ACCGGUCCCUAAUUUGCGAGAUGCCCCUUCCGGAUGGCUGUUAAAAGCCAGCAGGAAAAUUUUCGAGAUGCCCCUACCGGUACCAUUUGCUGCCACGUCAUCUUCUGCUACGUCAUCUGCUGGCAGUCCAUUUGCUACCAAGCCAUUUGCUACUACGCCAUCUGCUGCCAAUCCAUUUGCUGCUAUGUCAUCGUCUGCUGCCUCAUCAGCUGUUGUCACGACAUCUGCUGCCUCAUCCACAUAUGUAUCCGAAUGGCUGAAGUACGACUUCCCGCCCGAUAUCAAGGAGAAAGUUCGGCGGCUGUGGGGUGCGGAAUGGACUGGGCAGGCACAGAAGUGGUUCCUUUUCCGAUUUAAAGGAAAAGAGGACGAGGUUUCCUUGGCAGGGGACGGAAAGGAGGCGGCUGAGUUUUCUGAGUGGAAGUGGGCACCUGCAGAGGAUGUAAUUAAACAGGCGGUGGAUUUCAAGAGACCGGUUUACGAACAGGUUUUCCAACAUUUUGUCCCUUUGCUAGGGUCAAAACAGGCCAUCAAAUAAAACGGCGGGCUGCAUCAUAUGAGGGGGCUUUUGAUGGCCUGUUUUGACAAAUAGUGGGCUGGGCUGCAUCAAAUUUGGUGAAGAUGGUGUUAUCAGCACACUAAGAAGAAUUUGGAAGGUGGUAAAGCUCACAGAGGUAAGGAGAGUUGUCUCUGUGGGAGAAGAAGUGCCACCCACCAGCAGCAGUGCCAGAAGCAGCAGCUCAAGUUUCGAUUGCAGAGCUGUUGGGAAUCGGAAUUC